AAGUAGUUAUAAUUUUUAUUAGAAAACGGAGCCAAUAUAGCUGCUGUGAACAAUGAAGGAGAACUUCCUGUUGACCUUGCAGAAGAAGAAGAAAUUCAAGAAAUGUUAGAAGAAGAAAUAGAUAAACAAGGUAUUGAUGUUGAAGAAGCAAGGAACGGUGAAGAACACAAAAUGUUAGCAGAUGCCAACCAAUGGUUAAAUAGUAAAGUAGUCAAAGAAAAAAAACAUGACAAAUCAGGAGCCACAGCUUUGCAUGUUGCUGCUGCUAAAGGUUAUAUUAAAGUCAUGAAUUUACUAAUACAAGCAGGUGUGAGUAUCAAUGCACAAGACAAUGAUGGUUGGUCUCCACUCCAUGCAGCCGCUCAUUGGGGGCAAAAAGAAGCAUCAGAAGUUUUAGUUGAAAAUAUGGCUGACUUCGCACAUAAAAAUAGCUUAGGAGGUACAUGUUUUGAUGUAGCAGAUGAAGAUAUGUUGAAAUGGUUAGAAGAACUAAAGAAGAAACAAGCAUCAAUACAGAAAGAUGACAAACCUGCAGCGCCAAGAAUUGCCAGGGCACCACCACCUCUAAAAAGAAGAUCCUCAGUAAGUCGUAUAAAUGUUAACAAGAAGGAACUCCUUAUGCAUCAAGACAUGUCUUCUGAGCGCAAGCGGCUUGAAGAGAAAAUACAUGGAAAG
This is a messenger RNA of Saccoglossus kowalevskii, 675 nucleotides long. Its product is annotated as protein phosphatase 1 regulatory subunit 12A-like. Gene Ontology annotation, molecular function: phosphatase regulator activity; protein kinase binding; enzyme inhibitor activity. NCBI's taxonomy places the organism in Eukaryota, Metazoa, Hemichordata, Enteropneusta, Harrimaniidae. The record is from RefSeq and is a predicted model, not a curated record. Gene Ontology annotation, cellular component: cytoplasm.